Molecule: messenger RNA, 2157 nt
Organism: Colius striatus (speckled mousebird)
Lineage: Eukaryota; Metazoa; Chordata; Aves; Coliiformes; Coliidae
Product: collagen alpha-1(I) chain-like
Exons: 4
Coding region: 1-2157 (718 amino acids)
Source: RefSeq, a predicted model, not a curated record
AUGACGUAUUGCAGCCCCAGCACUACUGGCCGCUCCUCACCCACCGGCGACCGGCGAGUGCGCUCGGAGGAGCGGCUCCCGCCUCGGCUCGGCACAGCUCAGCUCGGCGCGGCGCGGCUCGGCUCCGCACGGCUCAGCUCAGCGCGGCGCGGCACGGCGAGGCGAGGCGGGCAGCUGCCGGGCGGCGCUGGCCCCGCCGAGCCGCGCUGCGGAUGGGGCACAGCCCCGCCGGGAACUCCCGCCGUCUCCGCGAAGCCGACGACAGGAGCGGCUUCCCCGGCGGGGCACGGCUCGCUGCCGGCCCGUCACCACCGGCGAGGCGCGGGACCCCGCCCGCCCGGGGGCCGCGGCUCUCCCGCCGGGACAAACUUUCGCAUCCCUCCCGCGAGCCGGGCGGGCUCCCCGCGCCGCGGCAAGGCCCCGCCACUACCUGGGUGCCGCUGCGGCGGGACGGGCGGCUGGGCGCGCUGCUCCUCCCGCGGGCCGGCGGCCCAUGCGCCCGGGGCAGGGCGAGGGGCCGCCCUGCACGCCCGGCUCCGGCUCCAGCUCCGCCGCUCCGCGCUGCCGCCGCCGCCACCACUCACUCCCCGUUACCCGGGCAACUGUCUCCCGCCCCCUCCUCUCGCCGCCUCCCUCCGCACAAGGCCGCCCUCGCUGGCCAACCGCACCCGCGCCCGCCGUGCCCACGUGGGGACGGGAGGCCAAUGGGAAGCGGGGGCUGCGGCCGGCGGCGUCAAUGAAGAGCCCGUUCGCAGGCGGGAGCGGGGUGUGAGGGACGGCGGGACGCGGCCCUCGGCGAGGAGGCGGGAGCGGGGUGUGAGGGACGGCGGGACGCGGCCCUCGGCGAGGAGGCGGGAGCGGGGUGUGAGGGACGGCGGGACGCGGCCCUCGGCGAGGGGGCGGCCGCGGGGCGUGAGGGGCGGCGGGACGCGGCCCUCGGCGAGGGGGCGGCCGCGGGGCGUGAGGGGCGGCGGGACGCGGCCCUCGGCGAGGGGGCGGCCGCGGGGCGUGAGGGGCGCCGGGCGGCCCCGGCCGCCUGCCUCAGGUGCUCCCCGUGCCGCGCGAGUCCCUGUGAGGGCCGUACGCAGGGUGAGCGCCAGCCUUGCGCCCGCCGGCUCUCUGGCGCUACCCACCCGAAGAAACGCUGCGAAGCCACCAAAUCGCCAUCGAAUCAGCCCUCCGGAGCGCCUGUACCCGCUGAGGGGCAGCGGCCUGCCGGGCCACCGUAAAAGCCCCCGGGAGCCCGCGAACGGGGGCGAGGCCGUAGGCGGCGGCUGUGAGGGGCGGCGGCAGCCCGCCAGGGACGACCGACCGCCCGAGCCUCUGACACACGGCGGGAAAUCGCUCGCCCCGUGUGGCGCCCCGCGCCGCGGCUCCCGCCCGCUGCCCCUCGCGCCCGCGGCCGUUGAGGGAGCGCGGGAGCGAGGCGGCGGGCGCGCGCGCGCCCUCCCCGCGCCGCGACCCCGCCAAAGCCCCGCGCCGGGCGCGAGACCCGGGCUGCCCCCGUCCCGCGGCGGCGGCGGCAGGAGGGCGGGGAGCGCUGCGCUCCCAUUGGCUGCGCGGGGCCGAGCGCCGCCAGCCGAUUGGCUGAAUCGCCCCCUCCGCCCUCGCUCGGCGGCUCAGCGGGUUGAAUUCAAAUUGGCACCGGGAGCGGCCGCGCGGCGGGACGGGGCAGGCGGGAGAGAGGCCGCGGACAGCGGCGGCGGCGCUAAGCCCGGUGGGUGCCGGCUCUCCCGCGCCGUCGGGUGCGCAGCGUGUGGGACCCGGAGCAGCGGCGAGCGACAGCUCUCCGGGCGCUGCUCUGGCGCCAAACAUUUAAACCGGAUCCCGGAAGGGCCCCGCCCGCCGGCGGCGGCCAAUCGCGGGCUCCGCGGCGCCAGCGGCCGGCGGGGCGCGGGCGGGCCGGGGCGGGGCCGAGCCGUUGGGCGCGGGCCGCCGGGCGCGCGCGGGCCGGGCUGGGAGGCGGGAGGCGACGAGACGCCCGUACUGUGGCAACCGCGGCGGCGGGAAGCGGCCGCCUGCCCGCCCGCCCUCCCGCCCCGGCGCGGGGCUUCUCGUCGGUUUGCCCCGCUAACGCUUCCCUCCUCCCGCCCCGCAGAACCGGCGGGACCUGCGAUGCGGAGAGGCGCGGCGGGACCAGCGGUUGUCGCCUCCUGA